Messenger RNA from Mesocricetus auratus (golden hamster), 1898 nucleotides. It is a transcript of the gene Pbk, whose product is annotated as PDZ binding kinase. Bases 296 to 1264 code for a protein of 322 amino acids. Gene Ontology annotation, biological process: protein phosphorylation. The record is from RefSeq and is a predicted model, not a curated record. The transcript is spliced from 8 exons. Gene Ontology annotation, molecular function: protein serine/threonine kinase activity; ATP binding. NCBI's taxonomy places the organism in Eukaryota, Metazoa, Chordata, Mammalia, Rodentia, Cricetidae.
GAAAGUGCGCGCGCCCUAAACGAUGCGGCGGUUACUGCGGGUGUUAGCCUGAGCUGAUCGUGCACUUCCCGGAGCAGCUGUCCAGACAGCUUUGAGCCAGCUCGGCAGUUCUAACCUAGUGCCACCCGGCGCGGAGCAACCUUUGAAAACGCGCGCGCCUAAACGCUGCGACGGUUACUGCGAGUGUCGGCGGGAGCUGUUCCUGCAUCUUCCGGACUAGGCGCUCACACAGCUUUGAGCCAGCUCGUCACUUUUUACCCAAGGGUGUGACUGUGGACCUAAAGUGAUUGCUACAAUGGAAGGGAUCAAUAAUUUCAAGACACCAAACAAAUUAUCUGAAAAAAGGAAAUCUGUAUUAUGUUCGACUCCAUGUGUAACUAUCCCUGCCUCUCCAUUUAUGCAGAAGCUUGGCUUCGGGACUGGGGUCAACGUUUACCUAAUGAAAAGAUCUCCACGUGGGUUGUCUCAUUCUCCUUGGGCCGUGAAAAAGAUCAAUCCUUUAUGUAAUGAUCACUACCGAACUGUGUAUCAGAAAAGACUGACUGAUGAGGCUAAGAUUUUAAAAAACCUUAAUCAUCCAAACAUCAUAGGGUACCGUGCCUUUACUGAAGCCAGUGAUGGCAGUCUGUGCCUCGCUAUGGAGUAUGGAGGUGAAAAGUCUCUGAAUGACUUAAUAGAAGAGCGCAACAAAGACAGUGGAAGUCCUUUUCCAGCAGCUGUAAUUCUCAAAGUUGCUCUGCACAUGGCAAGAGGGCUAAAGUAUCUGCAUCAAGAAAAGAAGCUGCUUCAUGGAGAUAUAAAGUCUUCAAAUGUUGUAAUUAAAGGUGAUUUUGAAACAAUUAAAAUCUGUGAUGUAGGAGUCUCUCUGCCACUGGAUGAAAAUAUGACUGUGACUGACCCUGAGGCCUGUUAUAUUGGUACUGAGCCAUGGAAACCCAAAGAAGCCUUGGAGGAAAAUGGCAUUAUUACUGACAAGGCAGAUAUGUUUGCUUUUGGUCUUACUCUGUGGGAAAUGAUGACUUUAUGUAUUCCACACAUCAAUCUUCCAGAUGAUGAUGAUGAAGAUGCAACCUUUGACGAGAGUGACUUUGAUGAUGAAGCAUACUAUGCAGCUCUGGGGACCAGGCCAUCCAUCAACAUGGAAGAACUGGAUGAAUCCUACCAGAAGGUCAUUGAACUUUUCUCUGUGUGUACUAAUGAGGAUCCUAAAGAUCGUCCUUCUGCUGCACACAUCGUUGAAGCUUUGGAACUAGAUGUCCAAUGAUGCUUUUUGUGGCAGUCUAAGCAGUAAGCAUAGUUUGUAUGUGAACUGUUAACUCACAUGCAUUUAUUUAGUUACUAUGACUUGCAGAGUGGCUAGACUCUGGAAGUGGCUUAUUUUAGGAUCACUGUACAGUUAAUAUUUGCAUAAUUUUUUGACAUGUUAUAAGCAUUUAUUGUACUGGAUAGUCUAUGAAUUUAAAAAAAAGCUAACUCUCCAGGGUACCUAGAUGCUGCUCCUACUGAUUUAAAACACUAGUCACCCUGUCUAAGAUGACUUAGAAUCAGGGGAUCAUUGCUUUACUAAAGAUCAUUUUAGAUAUUCUCUUUAGUGGGUUGUUAAAAUUCACUUUAUACAGUGCAAAGUUUAUCUUCAUUUGCUCAUAAAAUGUCCAGCUUUAGCUGGGCUGUCUGUUGGCCCAUGUGCUUAUUAAAUGUUCUCUGGAUCUUAAGAGCAGGAAAGAGUAGCUCCUAGGGUUUUUGACCCUGGUUACUGCUGCCUUGCAUCUCUUCACAUCUUAGUGUCUAAUUUAUUGAGUAUAUUUUCAUGCUAAUGUUAUUUUGUUUUUACUGACUGUAUCCUAAGUCUUCUAAAGUUGUAAUGUAAGAAUAAAUAAAGGACAGUUUUGGUACCUCAA